AUGGUACUUAGUUGCAAACAUCUCACUCGGAUUGCACAAGUAAGCUUUGUUCGCGCAUAUGCUUUGACGGCGUCCGCUACGCCUUCAUAUUUUCAUCUAUUCCCCAAAUCAUUUCCCCAGGGAGGUCCGCCAGGAGACCCAUUUCAAAUCAAAGAAUCUCAAUUGCGUCGCGAGUAUCGAAAUUUACAGAGUAUUGCACAUCCUGACCGUUCCAACAGUAAUGUAGAGUCAGCAGAAUUAAACAAAGCGUUUACUACUCUACGCAACCCUUAUUUGCGAUUGGCGCAUAUAAUCAACUUGAAACGCGGAGUCGAUAUCACUGACGAUUCAGUGAGCAAGGCAAUGAUUAAACGGUAUCAGACAGAAAGCGUAGAUAAUGGAUUGGAGUACAAGGAGCUCCUCAUGCAAGUUAUGGAAGCACACGAACAAUUGGAAUUGGCUAAUCUGGAAGAAGAAUUGGAAGAAACUGAGAGGGAAAACGAGCAACGUAUUGAAGAAGCAGAAGAGAAGAUUGAGCAAGAACUUAAAAAAGGAGAGGACGAUAGUAUUGACUGGGAUGAAUUGAUUAUGGAUGCUAUAAAGUUAAAAUACUGGGUAAAUAUACAGAAUGGGAUAAAAGAAUGGGCACCCGAUAAACCCGUGCACUUGACGCAUUGA
Lodderomyces elongisporus is the source of this 657-nucleotide messenger RNA. RefSeq names its product J-type chaperone. Gene Ontology annotation, molecular function: ATPase activator activity; protein-folding chaperone binding. The record is from RefSeq and is a predicted model, not a curated record. Gene Ontology annotation, cellular component: mitochondrion. NCBI's taxonomy places the organism in Eukaryota, Fungi, Ascomycota, Pichiomycetes, Serinales, Debaryomycetaceae. Gene Ontology annotation, biological process: [2Fe-2S] cluster assembly; protein complex oligomerization. Bases 1 to 657 code for a protein of 218 amino acids. The transcript has a single exon.